UUAUCGUAUGUAGAAACGGUAAUAUAUAAAUGAAAAUUUAACUAAUAAAGAAAAAAAUUGAAAAAAAAUAAAAAACAAAAGAAUGCAUUCUAUCUAUCAACUAAGGAAAGGAUCUAAGAUCUAACAAGAGGACACGCUACUGAAAUAGAUCGACAGAUCUCAAAAUUUCUACUUUAUUCUAAUCAAUUGUAAUGUCUAGCAGAGAAAAUACGCGUCGGCAGUCUAUUCGAGAAUAUAUGGCGGAAAAAUUAAUUAGUAAUUAAAAGAGCUAUAGCAAAUAAAAUACUGUAGAUAAAGCGUUGUAUAUAUUCAAUACGUAACCAGAGACAUCUACUCCAUUUCUGAAGCAAUUAAUCGCUACUUAUAGCCUUCAUACAUAACACCGAACAAGUGAUAUCAAAUAGUAGCGAUUGGUUCAUCGGCGAUAGUAGUACGUCAUCGAAUCCUGAUACCGAAGUGGAAAUCACUAACAUGGAUCGAAAGAGAACGUCUUAUGGGAAAUCAUGCCAAGUUCAACAGCGUGGAAUUUGCACGACUCUCGUGUUUCUCGUUUUAAUUAUCGGUACGAUACUUUUUGCAUAUACAGCGUUUGCAUCAUCCCUCAAGGACGAUACUAUUCAACAGGUGAUAUUUGUUUUCCGACAUGGCGAUAGAACUCCAUUAAAGACAUAUCCUUCGGAUCCAUAUAAAAAUUACUCAUGGCCUGGUGGUUGGGGUGCUCUUACAACGAAAGGAAUGCGUCAACUUUAUAAUAUUGGAAAACGGAUUCGUAAAAUGUAUAGUACUACAGUCGGUUUGAAUUACAAUAGUACGAUUUCAUUUAUACGCAGCAGUGAUUCCGAUCGUUGUAUCAUGUCUGCACAAGCAUUACUCGCUGGAUUGUAUCCACCAACACCUGAUCAAAUAUUUGCACCUAAUUUAAAAUGGCAUCCAAUUCCAGUUCAUACAACACCUAGAAGUAUGGAUAAGGUAAUAGUGGUUAAGGCUCCUUGUCCAAAAUUAAAGCAAGAAUUAGCGAAUGCUUAUGUUAACGAAUCGAUAAAAUCUGAUGUGGAAUUGGAAAAUUAUUACAAAGAAUUAACAAUCCAUACUCAGCAGCCAAUGAAAACUAUUACAGAUAUAGAGUUUUUGUAUAAUAUACUUGACAUCCAAGUUAAAAACGGCUUAGAACUUCCAAAUUGGACGAAAAAAUUUUAUAACGACGAAAUGAGAAACAUCGCAGCUCGUGCCUUGACUUUACUCACAAGCAACACUUUGCUACGACGUUUGCAUGGAGGACCCUUACUGAAAGAAAUUGUAAACCAUAUGCAAGAAUCGCAAAUUAAGAAAGAUUCGAAAAAAGCAUACUUCUAUUCUGUUCAUGAUGUAACUUUGGUAAAUCUUUUAAGAACUAUGGGAUUCACGAAUGAAUUAUUUUUUCCAGACUAUGGGGCUACGAUUAUUUUUGAACUUCAUUCGUAUUCUGAAAAGGAGCGAGCAGUGAAGGUGUUUUAUUUGAAUAGUACGGAAUCAAUCAAGCCGCAUUUCUUAAAUAUACCUAAUUGUGAGCAACCCUGUUUGUUGUCAAAUUUAUUGAACGUAUGGAAAGACGUAAUACCUAUUAAUUGGGAUAAUGAAUGUAUUAAUAUAUUGUGAAUCGUCAAUAUGUUUAGUUGGCUCAGUCGAGAUGAAAAUGGCAAACAAGAUCUCUUUGAGAAUGUUACCGAAGGUCUUAAAAAAAUCUACAAAGCUAAAUUGUUACCCUUGGAACAACAUUAUCAGUUUCAUGACUUUCAUUCGCCUCAAUUGGAUGAUCCAGAUUUCGAUGCAAAACCUAUGAUCCUUUUAGUAGGACAAUAUUCCACUGGAAAAACUACGUUUAUUAAGUAUUUGUUAGAACGUGACUUUCCUGGAAUAAGAAUUGGUCCUGAACCUACAACAGAUCGCUUUAUUGCUGUUAUGUAUGAUGAAAAGGAAGGUGUUAUUCCUGGAAAUGCUUUAGUUGUUGAUCCACAUAAACAAUUUCGACCACUUUCCAAAUUCGGUAAUGCAUUCCUUAAUAGAUUUCAAUGUUCUACUGUUGCAUCUCCGGUUCUCAAAGGAAUAUCUAUAGUUGAUACACCUGGAAUUCUUUCAGGGGAGAAACAACGAGUAGACAGAGGUUAUGAUUUCACUGGUGUCUUAGAAUGGUUUGCAGAAAGAGUAGACAGAAUUAUACUAUUAUUUGAUGCACAUAAACUCGAUAUCUCUGAUGAAUUUAGAAGAUCUAUAGAAGCGCUAAGAGGGCAUGAUGAUAAAAUUAGAAUAGUUCUUAAUAAAGCAGAUAUGAUAGAUCAUCAACAAUUAAUGAGAGUAUAUGGCGCACUUAUGUGGUCUUUAGGAAAAGUAUUGCAAACUCCGGAAGUUGCUAGAGUUUAUAUUGGUUCAUUUUGGGAUCAACCGCUAAGAUACGAUGUUAAUAGACGAUUAUUUGAAGAUGAAGAGCAAGAUUUAUUUAGAGAUAUGCAAUCAUUACCAAGAAAUGCAGCAUUAAGAAAACUUAAUGAUUUAAUAAAACGAGCUCGUUUAGCAAAGGUGCAUGCAUACAUAAUCAGUGCAUUGAGAAAGGAUAUGCCAAGUAUGUUUGGUAAAGAUUCAAAAAAAAAGGAACUUAUCAAAAAUUUAGGUCAAAUUUAUGAUCAAAUCCAAAGAGAACAACAUAUUUCCCCUGGAGAUUUCCCAGAUCUUCGAAAAAUGCAGGAGUGUUUAAUGCAUCAUGACUUUAGUAAAUUUAACCCAAUAAAAAUUAAAUUAUUGGAAGUAGUAGAUAAAAUGCUUGCAGAAGACAUUGCAAAAUUAAUGGCUAUGAUACCACAUGAAGAAAUAACUGCUAUGUCAGAACCAUUAAUUAAAGGUGGUGCAUUUGAAGGUGUCGAAGAUCAAAUUAGUCCAUUUGGAUACAAAAGAGGUGAAGGUAUCGAUGCUGGUGCAGGUGAACCUGAGUGGAUUGUUAAUAAAGAUAGAUAUAAAUAUGAUGGUAUUUUUGAAACACUUGGUCCAACUGAUGGAAAGAUUACAGGAGCAGCUGCAAAAUCUGAAAUGAUAAAAUCCAAAUUGCCAAACAGUAUGUUAGGAAAAAUCUGGAAAUUAUCUGAUAUUGAUAAAGAUGGGCUUUUAGACUCGGAUGAAUUUGCAUUGGCUAUGCAUUUAAUUAAUGUUAAACUUGAAGGUUAUGAUCUUCCAGCAGAACUUCCUGAUCAUUUAAUACCACCUUCGAAACGAGAUAUUUAAGUUAUGAUCAAACUAUACACAGCACUUUACUGAUUAUUGUGCUUGCUUCUCAAUGAUUAUAAAGAAUAUUUAUAUAAUUGUAAAAAAAAGAUGUGCGAUAUAGAGCUUAAUUGUAAAUGGUAAAUAUUUGGCAUAAUACCUAUUAAUUGAGAUUUUCAGUAUGGACUGAAGGUAAAUAGAAAUAAUAAAUUAUUUUUAUAAAAAUAUAAAUAUAAAAAGAAUAUUGUUUAAAUGAUUUCUCAGAUUAAGAAAAUCUCAUAACAUAAUUAUAAUGAAAGUAAAAUGUAUAUAUAUUAUAUAAAGAAACUGACAAGCCAUGUUCAAUUAUAUCUAAUUUUUAUAAAUGAUAGUGCAAUCCAUAAAUUUUGAUACAUCAUUAAUAAUAUAACAAUAUUGUGACAUUAUUUAAAAGCACAUAAAUUGAUAAACGCUCUAUUAAUAGCCUUAUAAUCAUAUAGGUAUAUUGAGAUGCAUAAUAAUUUAAAGUGUUAUAAAUGGCAAAUGAUUUAGAAAUAUCAGUAGCAGCAUUAUCACAUUAUGUGAAAUGUGCUACCUUAUUUGUAUAUUUUUAUGUAUUGUUAUAUUAUAUGUAAAAUUAUAUUUAUUAUACAUAAACACGCACAUGUGCUUAUAAAAACAACACAAAAUAAAAUUUCUACACUAUUGUUACUAAUAUUUUGAAAAUUUUUAUAUUACUGUAUUAGCAGCACAGAAUAUUUUUAAAAUUUAUUGUCAAUUAUGCUAUAAUUUCUUGAAGGCAUUCAUGUAAUAAGAAUAUGCAUACGUUCUCAAAAUUUUUUAUUUAUAAAAAAAAUAAGAUAUCCUUUUCUUUAACCAAACGAUAGAAAAUAUUUUUAAAAAUUUAGGAAUUUGUAGAAAUCUAUUACAAAUUCAUUAGUAAUAUGUAUAAUACUAUUCAAGUUUUAAAUACUUUUAAAUUUAUAUAUUUUAAAAACAUAAUAUAUUUUAAAAAUAUUUUGUGCAAAUAUAAAAAAGGUAGUAAUCAAAAGAAAUGAAAUAUAAUAUACAGUAAAGUCUUGUUUAUCCAUGCAUCCGUGUAAAAAGCAAUUUUGCGCACUUUUAACUUCAUUUUAUUUAAAAAACUUUCUCUGAUAAUAUUUAAUUUAAUUAAUUUAUUGUACUACAAAUAAAUUUAAUUAAUUUAUUGUAUUACAAAUAAAUUUAAUUAAUUUAUUGUAUUACAAAUAAAGUUAAUUUGUAAGAGCAAGAAUACACAUAAUAUUUCUUUAAUAUUUGUUAUAUAUAAAUAAAUAAAUUACAUUUAUCUGGAUAAUCAAGAGCAUACUGUAAUAAAAAAAAAAACAAACU
Vespa mandarinia (Asian giant hornet) is the source of this 4578-nucleotide messenger RNA. Its product is annotated as testicular acid phosphatase homolog. The record is from RefSeq and is a predicted model, not a curated record. Gene Ontology annotation, molecular function: phosphatase activity. Lineage: Eukaryota; Metazoa; Arthropoda; Insecta; Hymenoptera; Vespidae. Gene Ontology annotation, biological process: dephosphorylation.